AUGGCACGGUUAGCGGUUUGGUUAACCUCUCUGUAUCUGGAUGUAUUGUUGUGCUUUAGGGGUAUCAUUUCUGGCCCAGGGAAGGCCUUGGAUUAUCUGAAUCCAACAAACCUUGAUAGGACAGUACUAUACGAAGUGAUGAAGGAAUUCUCUCAGGUCUAUGCCUUCUUGGAGUUGGAUUAUGGACAACUUGAGGGCCCGGAACAGGACUGGUACUCUGUGCCUGGGGAUGAUCUCCUUGCCCGGGAAAUGGAGUGGCUUUGGGAAAUGAACGAUAUUCUUGAUGACGACGGCGGGGAAGACAGCGAUGGCGAGGCAGAUAACGAUGACAACGAGGAUAGCGGUGGCAAGGGAAGUGGAAUUCCCGACGACCUGAGUCUGAAACGACUCUAUCUCUACCUAUACGAAAAGACGACCCCAACCUUACGCCAUGGACGCCGAAUUUAUGAGUCUUGGAAAUCGACGAUGCAUUUGGCGACCGUGCCAGCAGCUUGCUGAGGUAUAUUUUAAAAAACUGAAGCAAAAAUCCGCUGACGGCAUUGGAGGAGCGAAGGAUGAUUCAUUAAAAUGACCCCAUUUCACAGUAUUUUCAGAGACGAGUUGUUUACUUCAAUCUUUUAGUAGGAGCCGGGGUUGGUAUCGGGUUUUCGUUUCGUCGCUUGCCAUGCACCAGAAACCAAUCGGAUUUAACCUUACCGUAUAAUCAACGAUUUAUUCUGUAGUUGACUGAGUAUUUCCAUCUUAUCUUCGAGUAUUAUAGUUACAAAAUGCAGUGUCAGAGAAUCUCAAGCGGGGAAAGAGAAACGCGCCCCCCCCUGGAGUUUGCCAAGCCUCAGUCGCGCCACCGCUUCACUCCAAAGGCCGAAGUCAGAUUCAACCUACGUCAAAACGCUUCGCACUGGUCUAUCACCAGACUCUCACAGCAGAAACAGACAUGGCAGCAGCCUAAAACACAUAAACUCUUUUCCUCCAGUGCAAUGAGCCAGCCUUACCUGCUAUUUAGGCACCCACGAGAGUCGGAAACUCGCCAUCCCAACCGCCGCUGUGGUCGAUUUCGUUGUUGCCGUCUGGACACUUACUGCGACCCUCGGCCUCCCUGUCCCUCCCAACGAAAAUACAACCCAGUGGAGUAAAACCAAUGACUCAUAUAUUUGAACCUCCCAAGUAGAACGGAUGGACAUUCCCCAUGCUGACAAAAUAUCAAUGCAGGCGGGUGGCGUGGACACUUGGAUAUAUGUAUGAUUGACACACCGGGGCGUGUAUUUUGUAUUGGAGGUAUAUAUCAGUGCUCUGACAAGGUGAAAUGGCACCUACGACACUCCACAGAGGUUGGUCCUCUCUUUCGAGCCGUAGGAGUAGGCUCGGGCUCGGGCUCGGGCUCGGGCUCCCUUACGUGUAGAACCUUAAGACGUGACGAUGGCUCAUCUAUAGAUAUCUGGUCCGGUCAUAUAUCAUAACAACAAUGAGCGGUAUAGCUGUUUUGUCAUCCUUGGCCCUUGCAUCAGCUUGCUCCCUGUUGGUUAUUGAUUACGCGUAGUAUGUAGUAGAAAAUUAGGAAAUAAGAGUACAGUUUGCAGAUGCGUUUCGUCUGGGAUAAUGCUGCUGGUUGGAGAUGGAUGGAGCUGGAUUAGCAGAGAUAAUUGUUCUAAGGAAGAUAAAUGAAAGUGAAUUAAGAAAUUCUACGUGUCUAAUUACUGAGCUUCAUCUGGUAUUCUAGGUUGUCAAAAUAUUGGCUCCGAAACGUCUCUGGAGAAUCUAUAUAUCCCUCAAGGGCGAAGUUAUAUAUAU
Messenger RNA from Blastomyces dermatitidis ER-3, 1788 nucleotides. RefSeq lists its product as uncharacterized. Lineage: Eukaryota; Fungi; Ascomycota; Eurotiomycetes; Onygenales; Ajellomycetaceae. The transcript is spliced from 3 exons. The record is from RefSeq and is a predicted model, not a curated record. The coding region runs from base 1 to 498 and encodes 165 amino acids.